UCCAUUAAUACUUUGCUCACUAUUUCCUCUACAAAUAGAGGCUAAAUUAACUCAAGAAAAGAAACAUACUCCACUCUAUACCUUAUAUUUUCUUAAGAUUAGCAAAAAUCAUGGCAGAAGCAUCUAGUUUGGUGGGAAAGCUUGAGACAGAAGUGGAGAUCAAAGCCUCGGCUGAAAAGUUCCAUCACAUGUUUGCCGAGAAACCACACCAUGUCUCCAAAGCAACCCCAGGCAAAAUUCAUGGAUGUGAGCUGCACGAAGGCGACUGGGGCAAAGUCGGCUCUAUAGUCAUCUGGAAAUACGUUCAUGGCAAAUGGAAAGGUAGUAGAGGGAAGAAUCGGAUCGAGGCGGUUGAUACAGAGAAGAACCUGAUCACGUUCAAGGUUAUAGGAGGUGUGCUAAUGAAAGAGUACAAGAGCUUCGCAUUCACAAUCCAGGUGACCCCUAAGCAAGGAGGACCAGGGAGUAUUGUACACUGGCACCUUGAGUAUGAGAAAAUUAGCAACGAGGUGGCUCAUCCGGAAACUCUCCUCCAGUUCUGUGUCGAUAUCUCCAAAGAGAUCGACGAACAUCUCUUGUCCGAGGAAUAAAAAAUUACUCCUUUUGUAUGUGUGUGCGUGUGCGUGUCUUAAGCCCGUUUACAAUAAAUGAGACGUGACCAGCGAGGUUAUGAAGCAACGUGUAUCAAAGCUUAUGUAUGCUACGAUCCUCUGUGUGGGUUACUAAUAAAAGCAUAUAAUGUUUUAAUGUUUUAUCUUUUGGAAAUUAAUAUGCCUUUCUGCUACGAGUUUUGAAAAACUCGGAUUUCAAGUUUAUUUGUUAA
Camelina sativa (false flax) is the source of this 823-nucleotide messenger RNA. Lineage: Eukaryota; Viridiplantae; Streptophyta; Magnoliopsida; Brassicales; Brassicaceae. The record is from RefSeq and is a predicted model, not a curated record.